Messenger RNA from Lasiodiplodia theobromae, 2136 nucleotides. RefSeq names its product Transcription-silencing protein. The coding region runs from base 1 to 2136 and encodes 711 amino acids. Gene Ontology annotation, cellular component: rDNA heterochromatin; SHREC complex. The transcript is spliced from 2 exons. Gene Ontology annotation, biological process: silent mating-type cassette heterochromatin formation. The record is from RefSeq and is a predicted model, not a curated record. NCBI's taxonomy places the organism in Eukaryota, Fungi, Ascomycota, Dothideomycetes, Botryosphaeriales, Botryosphaeriaceae.
AUGGCCCCUCCGUACGCCGGCACCGUCGUGGUUCCCAUCGAGCCCUACUCCGAUGGCGACCCUACACAUUGUCCAACUCGCGCAGAGUACAGGCUGCAGGACCCACCGGCGAUCUAUCUGGAGAAGCUCGCAGAAUCCUGGAUGAAGGAGCGCGGCGAAUUUCAUAAAGGAGUUGCAUACACUUUGGACAGAUUGCCACAUGGUUACACUGUCUGGGGCAGGCCUAGGAAGAACCAGCCUCAACACAUCGACAAAUGGGCGUAUGGCCAUCCGGAGGGGAUGACUUUUGAUUCCCCCAAUAGAUUCUUUCCCCAUUUCCUCCAUCUCAUGAACAACAAGGGAAGUAAUAUCGGAUGCCCAUGUACCAUCUGCAACAGCGGGGCCAGAGGAAAGGCUUCAACGGCACCGUCUUCAAGCACGAAGCAUGCCUCAGUUCAGGCUGUACAGAAGAUUCUUCCAAAGUUCAAGGGCAGACCGCGCCAAGUCGAUACAUCGGAAUUACGCACAGAUGAUGAGGGCACACCCGACAUUUAUCGAAACCUCAUUGACAAGCUGAAGCGCGAAGGCCAUGUCAAUGAGCCCAUUAAAGAGACCUUAAGCUUAGAUUGGAGGGCUGAACGUAACUGCCUUCCAAAGCUUCUCGAUAAGCUAUCAAAACAGGGCCAUUGGAUUCCCCGGCCGGGAGAGCUUGUACUGUUUGUACGCAACUUGUCACCCGACGCCACUGAGAUUUGCUUCGACGACGCUACUGGACAGUACAAAGUCUGGAGCACCGUUCAACGCCGAUUCGGCUCUCAUCCGCGGUGGGAGGCCGGUGUCAUCACGCAAGCCGCAGCUGAGACGCCGCGCGUGGAGGACUUGACCACUGAGACUGAGAAGCAAUACCAACGCAACUAUUCCGGCUUCAGGGUUGAGCUGAUACCUGACCCAAAUAGCCCUCUAAAGCAGUUGUCCAAGCAGCACAAGUACCUUCCUUUAACUGCAAUACGCCCUUUCGCUUUCUGGUCUGAAUUUCUCUGCGGAAUUUCCGAAGACGACUGGCAUCCCACAAUCAAACAUGCCUUCACAGCCAUGUCCUCGUUCUCGCUCGUAGAAAAACAGCGGUUCGUGGGUACGUGGCCGACUGCAUCGGUCGCCUGCCGAGGGAUCUACAUUGGCUCGGAGUUAGUCCUGUGUGGCGACACUGUACGCUUGAUGCCAAGACAGCAAGGGGCGGACGUCACGGACAUUUUGAAAAUCACGUCUAUCAAGUUGAAUUUCGUGAACUUGGACACGGCAAGUGACGAUGACUAUGACCAGGGUCAUCCCUACAACUCAUUUGUCCACAUAACCGGCAAAGCGUUUACAACGGAGCCAAUGCGCGCCGCAAGCCGAAUUCCUCUUACAGAAACAGAGAGGAGUGGAACACCGAUUGAAGGGUACGAAGAUGAAUGGUACUGGUUGCAUGAUCCAGAGAAAAGCUUACGCAUUCCCUUUAACCGUAUUCUCGGCCGCUGCUUCGAAGCUGAGGCAAUGCAGCUGUGGUUUCCCUCGAAGUCUUCCAGCUACAAUAAUGAGCAAGGUCCGGAGCUAUCAAGAGGUCUUGAGGGCCUAUUGCGGGCGCGGCAGUAUUCGUCGCAGGAAUACUCCAAGAUCGAGAAGGGCAAGUCAUGGUUUUGGGGCGACAGUCGUGUUGAAGCACUGGACCUUGCGACAGUAAAUGGUCACGAAGUCGGCAAACACGACAAAUCUCGCGACCCCAAAACAUGGCGCAAACUGCUCAAGGUCAAGGAGGGUAGCGCCGGGAGUGAGGAUAAGCUCGCGCUGAAGAAGACAGCGCUAGCGGAGCGCCCGUUACGGACAAGCAGCAGCGGGAGCUCGAUGUUCAACUCAUGGCGGGCGAUCAAUGUCCCGGAAGAGCGCGAUGAAAGAAUGGAAGGGACACAGGAAACCCUCAAAAGACCCCAUACUAGCAUGAUGGAAGAUGACGACGAUGAGGCGGCGGCCGAUCAGCUCAUCGACGAGCUUGCCGGAAACGUUGGUCUCGCUCAGAGCGACGAGGAGCCGGCCGAGAGCGAGAGUGACGACGUCAUUAUGCUAGAUGAGGCGCCGGCGCAGUCUAAGAAGCAGAGGCGAUUAGGGUUUCGCAACGGGUAG